Messenger RNA from Hibiscus syriacus, 2586 nucleotides. Its product is annotated as protein TRANSPORT INHIBITOR RESPONSE 1-like. Gene Ontology annotation, molecular function: protein binding. Lineage: Eukaryota; Viridiplantae; Streptophyta; Magnoliopsida; Malvales; Malvaceae. Gene Ontology annotation, cellular component: SCF ubiquitin ligase complex. Gene Ontology annotation, biological process: SCF-dependent proteasomal ubiquitin-dependent protein catabolic process. The transcript has 3 exons. Bases 212 to 1990 code for a protein of 592 amino acids. The record is from RefSeq and is a predicted model, not a curated record.
ACUUCACUUUCUGAUUCUCUCUUCUGCUACCCCUAAAAGCUUCGUUAAUUGAGUUUCAGAUCUCAAAAAUAUACUCUAAACCUCAAGUAAACGCAAAUCCCAGCUAAACCCAAGAGGCAAAACGAGAAAAAAAUUCAUCUUUUCCAUUAAAAACGUCAUUUUUGUUUGUGCUUUGUGUGUUUUUACCCCCCCUCUUUUCGAUUUUUCAUUAAUGCAUAAGAAAAUGGCGUUUUCGUUCCCAGAUGAGGUGCUGGAGCACGUAUUCUCGUUCAUACAAUCAGAUAAAGACAGGAACUCGGUAUCGAUGGUGUGUAAAUCGUGGUACGAGAUCGAACGUUAUUGUCGAAGGAAAGUAUUCGUGGGGAACUGUUACGCUGUGAGCCCUAGGAUGGUGAUCAGACGGUUCCCGGAGUUUAGAUCCAUUGAGCUGAAAGGGAAACCGCACUUCGCCGACUUCAAUCUGGUGCCCGACGGAUGGGGAGGUUAUGUGUUCCCCUGGAUCGCCGAGAUGGCCGGCGCUCUCCCUUGGCUCGAAGAGAUUAAACUUAAACGGAUGGUCGUUACCGACGAAAGUUUGGAGCUUAUUGCUAAGUCAUUUAAGAACUUCAAAGUGUUGGUUCUUUCUUCUUGUGAAGGGUUUUCAACUGAUGGGCUUGCUGCCAUUGCUGCUACUUGCAAGAAUCUGAAAGAGCUGGACUUGCGAGACUGUGAAGGGGACGAUUUGGGUUGGCAUUGGCUCAGUUAUUUUCCCGACACAUACACGUCACUUGUGUCUCUCAAUAUUUCUUGCUUAGGAUCCGAUGAAGUUAGUUUCUCUGCCUUGGAGCGCCUGGUGGGUAGAUGUACCAACCUUAGGACACUUCGGCUCAACCGUGCGGUGCCCCUGGAUAAGAUCGCCAACAUUCUACGUCAUGCGCCGCAGCUGGUUGAAUUCGGCACUGGUAGCUACACGGCUGAUCUACGGCCGGACAUCUACUCGGAUUUGGCUGGAGCAUUUUCUAGUUGCAAGGAGCUAAAGAGCUUGUCUGGGUUUUGGGAUGUGGUUCCAGCUUACCUUCCAGCCAUUUACCCUGUCUGCUCUAAAUUAACAUCACUCAACUUGAGCUAUGCUACGCUUCAAAGUUCUGAUCUUAUCAAGCUUGUAAGCCACUGUCCGAAUUUGCAACGCCUAUUGGUACUUGAUUACAUUGAAGAUAGUGGCCUUGAAGCACUCGCAUCUAUUUGCAAUGAUUUGCAAGAAUUACGUGUGUUUCCAUCUGAUCCAUUUGGUGUAGAGCCAAAUGUGUCCUUGACGGAACAGGGCCUUGUUGCUGUAUCUUCAGGUUGUCCUAAGCUACAGUCAGUUCUGUACUUCUGCCGUCAAAUGUCUAAUGAGGCAUUAGUCACGAUUGCCAAGAACCGUCCGAAUUUCACACGUUUUCGUCUUUGUAUAAUUGAGCCUACAACAGCUGAUUACCUUACCCUCGAGCCACUUGAUGUUGGUUUUGGAGCCAUUGUUCAGUACUGCAAGGAUCUCCAGCGUCUUUCCCUCUCUGGUCUCCUUACAGAUCGUGUGUUCGAAUAUAUUGGGACGUAUGCGAAAAAGCUCGAGAUGCUGUCUAUAGCUUUUGCGGGAGAUGGUGAUUUGGGACUCCACCAUGUGCUUUCUGGGUGUGAAAGCCUCCGGAAACUAGAGAUUAGGGACUGCCCCUUUGGCGACAAGGCACUUUUGGCCAAUGCUGAAAAGCUGGAGACAAUGCGAUCCCUUUGGAUGUCUUCUUGCGCCGUGAGCUUCGGAGCAUGUAAGCUGCUAGGUCAGAAGAUGCCGAGGUUGAAUGUAGAAGUUAUAGAUGAGAGGGGACCUCCGGAUUCAAGACCAGAAAGCUGCCCUGUUGAUAAGCUCUACAUAUAUAGAACCCUUGUUGGGCCAAGGUUCGACAUGCCUCCAUUUGUUUGGACAAUGGAAGACGAUCCUUCAUUGCAGCAGCUCUCUCGAGCAAAUCUCAUGUGAAUUUCGCGGCUCAUUCGGUCACGAGAGUGAAUGUACCAGGUACACAUGCCCCUUGUGUUACUCAUUGUUCCCGCUUUAGUUUUAUGCAGCUUGAUAUAAUUGCGACAGACCUGAUUGAAGUGGGAACAUAAAUAUGGAGGCUCAAGAUCUUGAUCGGCAUUCGGUUCACUCUCGGCUGAGCUAUCGACGGUCGAGUACGACGUAAAUGAUUAAUUAAAAGAUGGAAACACAGGUGAUUGUGAAUGGAGCAAAGGUUUUAUUUGUUUCAAGAAUAGUUGACGUCUUUGAAAAGACGAUAGGAGUAUAUGGUGUCUUCAAGUUCUGGUCGAAUUACCAUGGCUAGCCUCUUCUUUAUUCUCUUCUCCUUCACUGCUGCAGUCUCUCUCUGCCUUCCUUUCUGUUGCACAUUCAGGUUUAAGGUAACGAAGAAGGUGAAGAGUUUGAAGAUAUCGUAUAGUUCGGACAUCUUUCGAUGUUCGCUGUAACUUUUACUCCAUUUUAAGAAAUAAUUUUUCUCUUAUCCUAUAUCAGCCAUUUCUUUUUCGAAGCCCUAUCGGAACAAAUUUGCUAGCAAUUGAGGGAAGGAAGAAACAGAA